AUGUUCGAUCCAGAUUUUUCAAAUUCAUCAAAAUACAAUGAUAUAAAUUUAUCGACUUCGCAAUCCACUUCUUCAUCAGCUUUACUGAAUAAGAUCAAAGCUGAGAGGCUAGCAAGAGAACAAAAGCGUCAAGAAGAAAUAUCAGCUCUGAAGAUCCAAAAAGUAUGGAGAGGUAGAAGAGCAUCAUGUAAAACGAAGAGGGAUCUGGUGAUAGCGUUGAAUGAUGAAAAUGAAGUUGGAAAGAUAGGUAGAGGAUUGAUGCUUCUGACUGCGAAAGGCUGGGGAAGUGACAAAGAAAAUGUUAAAAACUUAAUGGAAAGAUGGUGUGAAUUAGGGUUGAAAAAGGAUGACCGUGUAUAUAGAAUGAUUCAGCCGUUAAAUCAAGAUAAAGAUUGGUCAAUCGUCUUGGGACUGCUCAGUAUGCGGAUUUUGGAACUGGUCAAUAUAGACCCAACCUCAAACAAAACUCCUCUCCUCCUCCUGGCAAUGGAAGUCAUCUUUGAUCCUAAAUCAUAUGUUCAGCUCCCGAACGAUGCUCAGCUAUAUGCCAAAGAAACUUUAGUAGGUAUUGUCGAAGGCAAGCAGUGGGUAGAGAAAAUAGUACAAAGCAUGGAGAAGUUGAUAGCUAGGAAUUUACCAAAGAAGAAACAACCUUCUCUUAUUCCCCUCAUCCGCUUACUCACAGCUCCAUUUUCAUUGAUUCCGCCAUCGGGUGAAUCACCAUUGAUCGCACCGUUAAUCAAUCACCUACUUGCAAUCCCGACACUACCUUCUUCACUGCCCAUACCAGCUCUGAUGCACCUGUCAACAAAUCUUAACCUGUUCACCCUGCUACUCCCUUAUACAUCCCAAAACACUCAUAUUCUGAAUCAAGGGAGAUUAUCGUCGGAAAUGGGUAAAACUUGUUUCUUAGCUAAUCUAGCUACAUUCGGUAUCACGGGAGAAAUGUUAGCUAGACAUGGAGUUGAAGGGGCAGGCGUUUGGAUGAACGUUAUCGGGAAAGUCCUCAGUGGUGUAGAAGAAGGUUGGGGUAAAUGGGUUGAUGGAUUAAUGGAAGAUGAUGAUGAACCAUUACCACUUUUAGAUGAAAGUGAAGAUGAUGAAGAAGAAAACACCGAACAACCUUCAAUCAUACCUUCUUCGACUCGUCACAUCCAACCACGACGUCAGAUACUUCCAAGCAAUAUAUCAAAUAAACUCACUAUUUUAGCUACACCUCAACAUAUAUCAACACUUACUUCACACAUAAUAUCACCUUCUUCUCGUGCGCCCAAGAGUAUAUUAUCUGAUUUUGCAACAUUCUGCGUCGGACUUCUUUCUGCUUUUAGAGGUAGUCCGAAGUGGGAAGCAAUACUUGAUUCGUUGACCGAGGGAGAAAAAGGUAGAGGUCUAACCAAGAGGAUAUGGAGAGAAGGUGUAAGAGGCAAAUGGGUUAAUGCGGCUGAGAGGGAAUCAUGGGAUACCUUCAAUAUCAAUCCGGUCGCCCCACCCCUGUUACUCCUUACGCAUAUGUACAAUCACUACCUACUCUUAACUCCCGAUGAUGAAUUCUUCACACCUGCAUCCAACGCUCUUACAACAGAUGAAAUACUUGAUUUGGCUGCUGUUUGGAGGGAUCUAGCCUUCUGGGGGUAUAUGAAUGGUGUGGCCACUUCUUCGAUUCCCGGUACCUCGAAAGAACAGUCUAUGGGAAAUGAGGAAGUCAGAGGAUUGUUCACGCGCGGUGUAGUAAGAGUUGUCGAGCGAAAUGCUCGACGCAAUUUUGCGGAUCCUGAUUUCUGGGUCAUGCGCUCCCAGAUGGACAUGAAGGGUUUCGUCGAGGCUGCAGUCUACGAAGAUGCGGAACUCACUUCAGCGAAUGACGACGGUGAUAUCGAGAUGAAUGAUUCGACUACUCUGCCUAGAUGGGCAAGAGCAAGACAAAGGUUCACGAAAAGACAAAUGGCAUAUAUAUCACCCAGAUUGGGCUUACUGAAUAAUUUACCAAUGAGUGUACCAUUCCAAACUCGUUUAGAAGUUUUCAGGAAGUUCAUAGAAUCCGAUCAGCAGAGAUUAGGAAUCGAAUAUCACGGAAGAAGACAUAGGAAUUAUGCUAAGAUCAGAAGAACCAAUAUUGCUCAAGAUGGCUUUGAUGAAUUAGGUGAACUUGGACCUGCAUUAAAGGGUAGAAUUGAGAUUACAUUUGUGGAUCAGUAUGGCUUGACAGAAGCUGGUAUUGAUGGCGGUGGACUGUUCAAGGAAUUUCUAACGAAUCUCUCUAAAGAGGUCUUUGAUACGAAUAGAGGCUUAUGGCUCGCUACUGAUCAAAAUGAGUUAUAUCCCAAUCCCCAUUCUUACGCUACCGAAUCACAUCAAUUGAACUGGUACCGAUUUAUCGGUCAAAUUCUCGGCAAAGCAAUGUAUGAAGGUAUUCUUGUCGAUGUCUCCUUUGCCGAUUUCUUCUUGGCGAAAUGGCUUGGCAGACAAUCGUAUCUCGAUGAUCUGAAUUCGUUAGAUAAGGAAUUAUACAAGGGUUUAAUCAUCCUCAAAAAUUAUCCUAGACCCGAGGAAUUAGCUCUGAACUUCGCUAUAACUGAAGAUGAAUUUGGCGUAAAGCACACGGUUGAUCUGAUUCACAAUGGAUCAGAAAUCGCUGUAACCGCUGAGAAUAGGCAUGAAUAUAUCCAGCUUGUAUGCAAAUAUAAGCUUGAUAGGCAGAUUGCCGCUCAGAGUAAAGCUUUCUUUAACGGUUUAUCGGAACUCAUAGAUGCGAAAUGGUUGCGAAUGUUUGAUCAACAGGAAUUACAACAGCUUAUUGGUGGCGAAGAGACUAUAAUCGAUAUCGAUGAUCUGCGGGCACAUUGUUCAGUCGAUGGUUUCCCGAAUGAUAUCACUCCUAGACUUUUCUGGAAAGUCGUUAAGGGAUUCUCUCAUGAACAAAGAAGAGCUUUAUUACGAUUUGUCACUAGUUGUUCGAGACCACCUCUAUUGGGAUUCGCAUACCUCAAUCCUAAAUUUGGAGUGAAAUUUAACGGAGCUGAUGCAGAUCGAUUACCUACGGCAUCUUCAUGUUUCAACCUCCUGAAAUUACCUGGCUACACCACUGAAAAUGCACUUCGAAUCAAACUUCUACAAGCUAUUACAUCCGGUGCAGGUUUCGAUAUGUCUUAA
Kwoniella shivajii is the source of this 3150-nucleotide messenger RNA. RefSeq lists its product as uncharacterized. Gene Ontology annotation, molecular function: ubiquitin protein ligase activity. Lineage: Eukaryota; Fungi; Basidiomycota; Tremellomycetes; Tremellales; Cryptococcaceae. Gene Ontology annotation, biological process: protein polyubiquitination; ubiquitin-dependent protein catabolic process. The record is from RefSeq and is a predicted model, not a curated record. The transcript has 21 exons. Bases 1 to 3150 code for a protein of 1049 amino acids.